This is a messenger RNA of Orbicella faveolata, 3227 nucleotides long. RefSeq names its product T-complex protein 1 subunit zeta-like. Gene Ontology annotation, biological process: protein folding. NCBI's taxonomy places the organism in Eukaryota, Metazoa, Cnidaria, Anthozoa, Scleractinia, Merulinidae. The record is from RefSeq and is a predicted model, not a curated record. Gene Ontology annotation, molecular function: ATP binding; ATP-dependent protein folding chaperone; ATP hydrolysis activity.
UUGGGUUGGAGGUUUGACAAUCAACAUGGCGGCAGUUAAGGCACUUAACCCAAAGGCUGAAGUUGCGAGAUCAGCUGCGGCGUUGCAUCUAAAUAUCACCGCAGCAAGAGGACUUCAAGAUGUGCUUAAAACAAAUUUAGGCCCCAAGGGUACAAUGAAAAUGUUAGUGUCAGGUGCAGGAGAUAUAAAAUUGACCAAAGAUGGAAAUGUACUACUCCAUGAAAUGCAAAUUCAACACCCUACAGCUUCCUUAAUUGCAAGAGUGGCUACAGCUCAGGAUGAUAUUACAGGUGAUGGAACAACUUCAAAUGUUUUGAUUAUAGGAGAAUUACUAAAGCAGGAUUUGCUUAAUCGGUUCCAUAGUGCCCUUGACAUACGAAGACGUGACCUUAAGAAAUCCAAAGCAAGUUCCUUUUCUCGAGUCUUAGCUCCAAAGAAAAUACCAACAGCGGAAAUUGUAGCCGAUAUUGAAGACGGUAUUUCUGGACUACCGGAAGACGAUAAACUUGUGUUAAGAUCCCAAGUUUCGCAGGUUUUACAAAGAGCCACCGUACCACCUCCAAACUUGCCACAAGCCGAGCUCAGAGCUUUACACAAUCUCCGCAAAGACCAAGACCGACUCGUUAUCCCUGCAGAUAAGGGUAACUGUACUGUUGUCAUGGAUCACAAGGACUAUGACGACAAGGUACAGCAAAUGCUCAAUGACCAAAGAACCUACAAGUUGUUAGAUAAAGACCCUACAAAGCGAAUGGAGAAGAAGCUCAAUGAAAAAUUAGCCAAUCUUAAACGAGAGAACAAGAUCAGUGACAGUCUUUACAAAGGACUUCGCAGUUCUGAUGGACUGCCUCCUCGUUUUUAUGGUUUACCAAAGAUUCAUAAGCCUGGUUUCCCCUUAAGACCUAUUGUUUCGUUCAUAGACUCUCCAAYUUACAUGUUAUCGAAACAUUUGGCGCAGAUCCUGAGUCCUAUGAUGGGCAAGACAGAUUUCACGGUCAAGAACAGUGUGGAAUUUUGUGAACAGAUGAAAAAUGUCUCACUCAAAGAAGAUGAAGAGCUGGUUUCCUUUGACGUUGUCUCUUUGUUCACAUCUAUUCCUGUGGAACUCGCCAUUCAAGUUGCUAAAGAUUUGCUUUCCAAUGACGACACUUUGCAGGGUAGAACCACCAUUCCUGUCAAUGACAUUGUUGACCUGUUGGAUUUCUGUUUGUCGUCAACAAAUUUCAAGUAUAACAACAAUCACUACCAACAGAUCUUUGGUACCGCCAUGGGCUCUCCAGUGUCUGCUGUUAUGGCAAACCUGGUCAUGGAAGACCUUGAAAAACGAGCACUACCCACCUCUCUUUCCCAACCAUGUUUUUGGAAACGAUAUGUAGAUGAUGUGUGUGCCGUUGUUAAAUCCAUCCUGGUGCUAGCCUUACAGAGUCAUUUGAACAAUAUCGAGCCGUCUAUCCAAUUUACGGUUGAAAGAGAAACAGAACGGAAAAUAUCCUUUCUUGACGUCACUGUCUGUCGACAAGAUGAUGGCCAACUCUCCACUAAAGUCUAUCGCAAACUGACACACACAGAAAGAUAUCUCUUGUUUGACUCUCACCAUCAGGCUGUUCACAAAAGGGCUGUGGUCAAGUCUCUGACUGAUUGUGCAAAAGCUAUCCCAUCUUCUGUUGACCAACAAUCAAAGGAAAUGAAACGUGAUCGCAACACUCAGGGCGAAUGGCUGCCCGAAACGCUUUGUUAUUCAUGCAAUAUUAUUCAUCUUAAUCUUGAUGAAUGUUGGCAGAAUGUUUACCAUGCUGCUGCUUGGCUUUUCACCUUGACUUCAAACAAUACUAAUAAUAUUGUUAAAUGUUAUUUAUUGAAGAUUCUAGAGGAAGUUAAAAUCUCAAAAGAAAUGGACAGGGACACCCUGAUAAAUGUAGCAAGGACAUCACUUAGGACAAAAUUGCAUACAGAACUUGCAGAUCUACUUACAGAGGUUGUUGUAGAUGCCGUGUUAGCCAUCCAAAUGCCAGAUAAACCCAUUGACCUGCACAUGGUUGAAAUCAUGCAAAUGAUGCACAAAUCAGGAACAGAUACAUCCUUGGUCAAAGGGCUUGUAAUGGAUCAUGGAGCUCGCCAUCCUGAUAUGUCUAAAAAAGUAACAGAUGCCUUCAUCCUCACCUGUAAUGUUUCUAUGGAAUAUGAAAAGAGCGAGGUGAAUUCUGGCUUCUUUUACAAAAGUGCUGAGGAAAGGGAGAAGCUAGUAGCAGCCGAGAGAAAGUUUACGGAUGACAAAGUACAGAAAGUAAUUGAACUGAAAAGGAAGGUUUGUGAAGGAAGCGAUAAAGGAUUUGUGGUCAUCAAUCAGAAGGGAAUAGAUCCAUUAUCAUUAGACAUGUUGGCUAAAGAAGGCAUUGUUGGACUUCGCCGUGCUAAGAGAAGAAACAUGGAGCGACUUACUCUUGCUUGUGGAGGCAUUGCCAUGAAUUCCUUUGAUGACCUGACACCUGAGUGUCUGGGCCAUGCAGGACUUGUGUACGAACAUGUUUUGGGUGAAAGUAAAUACACAUUUAUUGAAGAGCUGAAAAAACCUCUCUCUGUGACCAUUCUUAUUAAAGGACCAAACAAGCACACUUUGACACAGAUUAAUGAUGCAGUGCAUGAUGGCUUGAGGGCGGUGAAAAAUGCUAUUGAAGAUGGAAGUGUCAUUCCUGGUGCAGGUGCUUUUGAGGUUGCUGUCAAUGCAGCUCUGACAGAGUUCAAGAAGUCAGUUAAGGGUAGAGCAAGGCUUGGAGUUCAGGCUUUUGCAGAUGCACUGCUUGUUAUUCCAAAAAUUCUGGCCCAAAACUCUGGCUAUGAUCCACAGGAGACAAUUGUUAAGCUCCAGGAGGAGUAUGCUGAUGCUAAGGCCCCAGUGGGCAUUGAUCUGUCAAGUGGAGAGGCAUUGUUACCUUCAGAUACUGGCAUAUGGGAUAACUACAGAGUCAAGAGACAGCUUUUACAUUCAUGUACUGUCAUCGCCAGUAACCUUCUUUUAGUGGAUGAAAUUAUGAGGGCUGGUAUGUCCUCUCUCAAGGGCUGAGAGUCUAAAGCGCUUCAAUCAAGUGUUGCCGUUUGGAUAUUUAGCCAUGUGUGAUGGAGUUAUUUUUGCUUUGCUAUGGUGUUACAAUGACGCUGAUGAGAAUUGAGCUCCUCAUGCCAGAGUUCGCAUGAAAUUAAAGAUUGGUUCAAUAAAAUAAUACUAACUUAAA